Messenger RNA from Gastrolobium bilobum, 2343 nucleotides. Its product is annotated as mitogen-activated protein kinase 19-like. Gene Ontology annotation, molecular function: MAP kinase activity; ATP binding. Bases 320 to 2140 code for a protein of 606 amino acids. Gene Ontology annotation, biological process: protein phosphorylation; intracellular signal transduction. The record is from RefSeq and is a predicted model, not a curated record. Lineage: Eukaryota; Viridiplantae; Streptophyta; Magnoliopsida; Fabales; Fabaceae. The transcript has 10 exons. Gene Ontology annotation, cellular component: cytoplasm; nucleus.
UUUGGAUCUCUCUCUCUCUCUCUCUCCCCGUCCUCUGAGCUCAGAUCCUCUGAAGUGAAGGUUUUCUUCUUCUGCUACAACCCCAUCUUCUUGUUGUUCUUCAUCUCCAUUGGAACACCAAUUUCGGAGCUUUGAAUUGCUGGUUAAACGGUCUAUUUUUUAUUUUUGUUUGCUGAAUUUUGAAGUUGGAGCUUGAUCUUCGAUCUGGUCGGUGAGGGAAGUGUAUGACACAGUAGGUAGCUGGUGACACUGCUUUCUGUUUGAUCUAUUGCCAGAAAGAAGAAAAAAAGAAAGAAAGAAAGAAACAAAGGAAAACAAGAUGCAGCAAGAUCAGCUCAAGAAGGAUAUUAAGGAGUUAGAGUUUUUCACUGAGUAUGGGGAUGCCAACAGAUACAAGAUUCUUGAAGUUAUUGGGAAGGGUAGCUAUGGAGUUGUUUGUGCAGCAAUUGACACACACACCGGGGGAAAAGUUGCAAUAAAGAAGAUUCAUGACAUUUUUGAACAUAUCUCUGAUGCCAUUAGAAUCCUCCGUGAAGUCAAGUUGCUAAGACUUUUAAGACACCCUGAUAUUGUUGAGAUUAAGCGGAUCAUGUUGCCACCUUCAAAGAGGGAGUUCAAAGAUAUUUAUGUAGUGUUUGAGCUCAUGGAGUCUGAUCUCCAUCAAGUCAUCAAAGCUAAUGAUGACUUGACUCGUGAACACCAUCAGUUUUUUCUUUAUCAGAUGCUACGUGCAUUGAAAUAUAUGCAUACAGCAAGUGUAUAUCACAGAGAUCUGAAGCCCAAGAAUAUACUGGCAAAUGCAAACUGCAAACUCAAAAUUUGUGAUUUUGGACUGGCAAGAGUUGCAUUCAAUGAUGCCCCAACAACAAUAUUUUGGACGGAUUAUGUCGCUACAAGAUGGUAUAGAGCACCAGAACUUUGUGGGUCUUUCUCUUCUAAGUAUACACAAGCAAUUGAUAUAUGGAGCAUUGGAUGCAUUUUUGCAGAGGUGUUGACAGGAAAGCCAUUGUUUCCUGGUAAAAGUGUUGUGCAUCAAUUAGAUUUGAUUACUGAUCUUCUUGGGACACCAUCACCUGAAACUAUUACAGGAGUUCGAAAUGACAAGGCAAGGAAGUACCUUAUGGAAAUGCGGAAGAAACCUCUUGUGCCAUUUGAACAGAAAUUUCCAAAUGCUGAUCCGUUGGCACUUCGCCUAAUGCAAAGGCUUUUAGCAUUUGAUCCAAAGGAUAGGCCAACUGCUCAAGAGGCACUAGCUGAUCCUUUCUUUAAGGGUUUGGCCAAAGUUGAGAGAGAACCUUCUUCUCAACCAAUUUCAAAAAUGGAAUUUGAGUUUGAGAGGAGACGGGUGACAAAGGAGGAUGUUAGGGAACUAAUAUAUCGGGAAAUACUGGAAUAUCAUCCUCAGCUGCUUAAAGAUUACAUGAAUGGAACUGAAGGCACAAACUUCCUCUACCCUAGUGCAAUAGAUCAAUUCCGAAAGCAAUUUGCUUAUCUUGAGGAAAAUCAUGGUAAAAAUGGCCCAGUGAUUCCUCCAGAAAGGAAGCAUGUCUCCCUUCCAAGGUCCACUGUUCACUCUAGUACAAUUCCUCCAAGUACACAGCCAUCUUUUUCUCCUUAUGAGAACAAGCAAAUCAAAGAAGACGCAUCAAAGAUUUCCAGAGCAGCAGAAUCAAAUUCUGGCAGUCAAUUAAGGGGUUCACGACCUCCACCAAGGGUGCCAGCAGCUAGACCAGGUCGAGUUGUAGGGCCAGUUCCACGCUAUGACAACGGGAGAAACAUAGAAGAUACUUAUGACUCAAGGAUCUACCGAAAUACACUUCCUCAAGCAGUCUCUCCGCACUGUUUCCAUAGGAUGCACCCCGCUAACACAAGAUCUAUAUCAGAAACACACAAGGAUAUUUCACAAGGCAAUCAUCAGCUCCCAUCCCAGCAGUAUAACAUGUCAGCCAGACCAGUACCUAUUGAUCUUAAUACCAACCCAUAUUACCAGCAGGGCAAUAAUGAUCACUUAAAUGAUCCUGUCACUACUAUUGAUGCAAAACUGCUACAGGCACAAUCUCAAUUUGGUGCAGUUGGUGCUGCAGCAGUAGCUGUUGCCGCUCACAGGCAUUCAGGGGACUUUCAGGUUGGAUUGUCAUAAGUUGGGAAGUCUUAAGAGAGACAUGAUGCUCUAUGCUAAUAUGGAUGGAGUUGGAGGGAAGGAAGUUGAUUAAAUUUUAGACGGGUUUAGAUUUGAUUUUCCACUUUUGCUUUCAGAUUACCAUCCUUGUAAUUAUAUGUACAUCAUUUAAUUGAUUAAUAAAAAAAAAUUGAUUGUUUCUCUCCAUCUUGAUGCAAAAAUUA